UCUUAGCCCACCAAAUUUUAGAACUGUCGUUCAACGGGAGAAAGUGUGUAUCCAUGUGAUGCACUACGUCGUUUUUAAGCAAAUUAAAUUUGGGACCACCAAUUCUUAGAACUGUCGUUCAAUCGAGGAGAGAUGUCUAGAGAGAGGGAGUCUCUGUUGUGAUCUAUUUCACUAUUUAUUUUUUCCAACUCGCUUGGAUUUUGGUUCUCUCUCACAUCAUUUUUGUUCGCAGUUGCCGUCUCAGGCGUCGACGUCGCCACUCAAACGCCGUAGCCGCCGUGGCUGUUGUAAUUAAACCGAGGUAGGCAAGUAGCCUAACUACUCUGUCCAUAUCGUUGGCGCGGUUCAUCGUUAGCGUGGGUGAGAUUUUGCAUACAGUAACUUUAUGACUAGUUUGUGCCAAAGCUCUUUUAAUGGAGCGCUUGAUCGAUGUUACCGUAUUUCCCCUUGUUUGGCCAACCCUGCUAGGAGAUCUUCAUUGGGGUUGAAGGUGGCAUUGGUGCUACUGCAUCUGAUAUAUGUUGGAAUUCUCUUUCUUUUCGAUAAUGAUUUGAUAGAUAAAAUAAAGGAAGACCCUUGGUACAUGGCUUUAUAUUUCUUGUUGUUUGUUGCAACUUUGAUUCAAUACUUUGUCACAUCUGGUUCUUCCCCUGGCUAUGUAAUGGAUGCAAUGAGGGCUCUAAAUGAGAAGAAUGCAGUAUUUGCAAAAGCAUCAAUGUCCUCAAAACGAUCUGUUUCAAGUAAAGAUGGAAACUUGAUUAUCACUGUGGAUGGGAGCCAAUCAGGAAUAACUCCUGUGGGAGGUAAUGUAACAUCUUGGAUGAAGCUUGUUCUGGACAUGUAUCCUUCUGGAACAUCUGUUAGAACAUUGACAUGUUCCUAUUGCAAUGUUGAACAGCCUCCACGAGCAAAGCAUUGCCAUGAUUGUGACAAAUGUGUUCUUCAAUUUGAUCAUCAUUGUGUUUGGCUUGGAACUUGCAUCGGCCAGGGAAACCAUUGUCGGUUUUGGUGGUAUAUUUGUGGAGAAACAGCAUUGUGCAUAUGGACUGGCAUACUCUGUGUUGCAUAUUUGAAGUCUAACAUCACAAAGGCUUGGUGGAAGGGUGCAAUCAUGAUACUGUUAUUGGUUAUUUUAUCAAUUUCCUUGAUCUUUCUUCUCCUCCUCUUGCUUUUCCAUAGCUACCUUAUUUUGACAAAUCAGACUACCUAUGAACUUGUAAGACGGAGACGAAUUCCAUAUCUAAGGGGAAUACCUGAGCGGGUGUAUCCAUUCAGUAAAGGAGUAUGCAGAAAUCUAUAUGAGUUCUGCUGUGCUCGAAGCGACAUAUACAAACUGGAAAGGUUACCGACAGCCGUAGAACUUGAAGAAAAGUCAAGACCAUAUACAUGCUUAGAUUUUUUCACAUGCCGGUGUUGCUGAGACUGCUCACAGGUUUUUUCAUGCUAAAAGUUAUUGUGAGCUCCAUGCGCACGUUGUUGUACAUCCAUUUGCUUAGAUGCCUUUUUCUGCCUCUAUGAAUUCUUUUUUUAACAUUUGAGAAUUCAUGUUGAUACUAACGAGGUUGAAAUAUAGUUCAAUCGGAUCUUUGUAUUUGUGCA
Molecule: messenger RNA, 1599 nt
Organism: Manihot esculenta (cassava)
Lineage: Eukaryota; Viridiplantae; Streptophyta; Magnoliopsida; Malpighiales; Euphorbiaceae
Product: protein S-acyltransferase 10
Exons: 12
Coding region: 386-1420 (344 amino acids)
Biological process (GO): protein targeting to membrane; peptidyl-L-cysteine S-palmitoylation
Cellular component (GO): endoplasmic reticulum; Golgi apparatus
Molecular function (GO): protein-cysteine S-palmitoyltransferase activity
Source: RefSeq, a predicted model, not a curated record